This is a messenger RNA of Erinaceus europaeus (western European hedgehog), 6584 nucleotides long. It is a transcript of the gene BACH1, whose product is annotated as BTB domain and CNC homolog 1. Bases 809 to 3055 code for a protein of 748 amino acids. The transcript is spliced from 5 exons. Gene Ontology annotation, biological process: regulation of transcription by RNA polymerase II. NCBI's taxonomy places the organism in Eukaryota, Metazoa, Chordata, Mammalia, Eulipotyphla, Erinaceidae. Gene Ontology annotation, molecular function: DNA-binding transcription factor activity, RNA polymerase II-specific; protein binding; RNA polymerase II cis-regulatory region sequence-specific DNA binding. The record is from RefSeq and is a predicted model, not a curated record.
AACUAAAGGCUUACUAAAUGGGGCUAUGUACCUUGCUCAUCAGAAGACUCCACACCCUGCACCCCCAGAUUGAGAAACACAUUCGUGGCACAACCUACUCAAAAUUCUCCUGAUUUACAGCUCUGAUAGCACCCCAGUUUAACCUGGAUGGAAGAACUGAGUAGACAACUUAACAAAAGAAGAUAGACAAUUGGCUAGUUAGUAAUUGUACAGGUGCUCAGCAUCAUUAGCCCUCAGGAAACUCAAAUUCAGACUACAGUGAGUUAUACUCUGCAUUAAUCAUGGCACCUGACAUUGCCCAGGGCUGCUGAGACUGUAGAAUUAACAGAAUCCUCAUGCAUCGCUGAGAGCAAUGUGAGAUGAUAUCAUUGCUUUGAAAAACUUCAACAGUUUCUCAAAAGCUCAAUAUAUACCUACCUGUCACUCAACUAAAUUCCUGUGGAAGACAGUCUGGAGAUUGCAGAACAUUGGAAAUGGACCUACCCUACACACAGCAAUCCCUCUCCUAGAUUCUUCUUCUAGGGUUCUAUCUAACAAAAACAAAGACACCUGUCCAAAGAGAUCCACGUACACCCAUGCUCAUAGCAGCACUGUUUGUAACAGCCCCAACAGAAGCCACUGAGAGGCCUAGUGACAGAUGAGUGGUGAAGAAAGCUGUGGUACAUAUGCACAGUGGAAUGCUGCUUAGUCAUGAAACGUGAUGAGUCAUCUCCUUUGCUGCUUCUUGAUGGACCUGGAAGGAGUCAUGGUCUGAUGACGAUCAGAAGCAUGCUUUCACUGCCCUCUCACACACCACUUGUCACGCAGAAUGUCUCUGAGUGAGAGCUCGGUUUUUGCCUAUGAGUCUUUGGUGCACAGCGCCAAUGUCCUGCUCAGCCUAGACGACCAGCGGAAGAAGGACGUGCUGUGCGAUGUCACUGUCCUUGUGGAGGGGCAGCGCUUCCGUGCCCACCGCUCUGUGCUGGCAGCAUGCAGCAGUUACUUCCACUCGAAACUCGUAGGCCAGGCUGACGCACAGCUUCAUAUCUCUCUGCCUGAGGAGGUCACAGUUAAAGGAUUUGAACCUUUAAUCCAGUUUGCUUACACUGCUACACUGUAUUUAAGCAAGGACAAUGUGGACGAAGUGUGCAAAUGUGUGGAAUUUUUAGGUGUACGGGAUAUUGAGGAAUCCUGCUUUCAGUUUCUUAGAUUUAAGUUUCUGGACUCCACUGCAGACCAGCAGGAAUGCCCAAGAAAAAAGUGCUACUCAUCACACUGUCAGAAACCAGACAUUAACUUUUCUCUUUUGGACCAGAGAGACUUAGAAGUUGAUGAAGUGGAGGAGCUUUUAAAAAAUAAAAAUGCUCAGAUGCCUCAGUGUAAACUCAGCAGAUGUCAAGGAAAUCCAGAGGUAUCCCCUCCUCUACAAGACAGUCCGAGCCGGACAAGUGAAACCAUGUGCUUAGAAAAAGAUGCUGCUCUGUCUUUACCGUCUUUAUGUCCCAAGUACAGAAAAUUCCAGAAAGCAUUUGGAACUGACAGAGUCCGACCUGUGGAAUCCGAUGUGGAAGAUGUCCACACAUCCUCUGUUCUGACAGUUGAGACAUCUGAAAAUAAGAGUCUAGGAGCGGUCCAGGACUGUGCAGAUUUGCAGGUGAUGUUAAAAUGUGAAGAAAGCAGUUCAGCAAUGGAACAUGAAGAAACUAAAACAGUUGAUCCUGCUUCUCAGUGUCCAUCAGAGAGAACUGAGGAGACUUCUCCCCCCUGCAAGUCUUCUGCAGACCCGCCUGGACUCUAUCCCCUGUCUCUUUUCCACACAUAUGACCAGUAUGGUGACUUGAGCUUUGUCGGUGUGCAAAACACAACAGCGUUAACGGAAAAGCCCUUGUCAGGUGUGGAUGCUCAAGAAGAGAAAGCGUUUGGUGAAAGUCAAGACCUGCAUUUGAAGUCUGAACCUGUCCCCAGGGAAGACGGUAGCCUUGCCUCUGAUCGGAGCAGCGUAGAGCGAGAAGUGGCAGAGCACCUAGCAAAAGGUUUCUGGAGUGAUAUCUGCAGCAUGGACUCCCCCUGCCAAGUGCAGUUGUCACCCACUGUGACCAAAGAUGGCUCAGAACAGACUUACCCACAGAAGCGGUCUGAGUGUCCCUGGUUAGGGAUCAGGAUCAGCGAGAGCCCUGAACCGGGCCAGAGGACUUUCACAACGCUCAGUUCUGUCAGCUGUCCUUUCAUAAGUACUCUCAGUGCGGAAGGCUGUUCAAGCAGUUUGGAGAUUGGCAACGAUGACUAUGCUUCAGAACCCCCGCAGGAACCUUGUCCGUAUACUUGUGUGAUUAGCCUGGGAGAGGACUCGGAGACAGAUACAGAAGGAGACAGUGAAUCCUGCUCUGCCAGAGAACAAGAAUGCGAGGUCAAGCUGCCAUUCAAUGCUCAGCGAAUAAUUUCACUGUCUCGAAAUGAUUUUCAAUCAUUGUUGAAAAUGCACAAGCUGACACCAGAACAACUGGAUUGUAUCCAUGAUAUUCGAAGAAGAAGUAAAAACAGAAUUGCUGCACAGCGCUGUCGUAAGAGAAAGCUCGACUGUAUACAGAAUCUUGAAUCAGAAAUUGAGAAAUUGCAAAAUGAAAAGGAAAACUUACUGAAGGAACGAGACCACAUCUUGUCAACGCUGGGGGAGACCAAGCAGAACCUGACUGGACUUUGCCAGCAAGUCUGCAAAGAAGCAGCUUUGAGUCAAGAACAGAUCCAAGUACUCGCCAAGUACUCGGCCUCAGAUUGCCCACUUUCCUUUUUAAUUUCCGAGAAAAGAAAAAGUACUCCUGACGGUGAACUUGCACUGCCAUCCAUUUUGAGUUUACCUGAGGGGCCUUCCGCUGGGCUGCCUGCCAGGAAGCAGAGCCACUGCUAUCCCAGUGCCAGCGGGAGCAGUGAGACGGGCUGCCCGCCAGGCCAGGAGGCUGGGCCCACUCCCAGCGCCGCCCCCCGGGAGCCAGCCGGGCCUGUGGAGCUGGGUCGGCCCAGCGGUGGCAUCUCUGAUUUCUGUCAGCAGAUGACUGAUAAAUGUACUACUGAUGAGUGAACUUGCCCCUCACUUCCUUCAACCAUCUGUUUUCUACUAAACUUUGACAUUGUCUUGAAAGGGUAACAUAACUAUCUGUCUCUUAACUAUUGAUUUUCACUUCUUAGUGUGUGUGUGUGUGUGUGUGUGUGUGUGUGUAUUUUUUUGUCAUGGGAAUUCCUCUGAUGUCGGCCCUGACUUGUUGAUUUCCACAAGAGACGCAAACCAGAUUUUGCUUUGCUUCCUGGAUACUGAAAAAUCGUCGUGUGACAUGUAGUAAGGGUUUUAAACUCAUUUAAAAAAGAAUAAUGACAAUUGGUAGUAGCUCUAGUCAGUAUUCAAAGUAAACACAAAAAUGAGAACAUCAGCAUAUCAAACAGUGGCUUACCAGCUUGAACUAUCUGCAGCUAAUUUCUACUUAAGAAGCAGUCUUGUAUUUGUUAAUCUGGGUUUUCUUUUUGCAAUAUACUGAUUGAAAAGAAUUUUUUUCCUCUCCAAGAAAUGCCGAAAGAGUUUUUAUUCUACUAAGAAAUAAAGUGUCAGCUACCUGAGAAAAUUUGCGUAGGUCCCCAGAGUUAUUAAAAUUUUGUACCAGAAUGCUACAGACUGGCUCUUCAGCUCCUUUCCACAUCAGAGGUUGGUCGACUUGCUUUGAGAUUCUUAAGUGAUGGAAUAUUCAGGAAAACGGCCAACAGAGGCUUCUACUCCUCAGGACUGACUUUUAAAAUUCUGGCCACAUAAACAGUAGUUAAAUAUCACUUUUCCCUUCUCUCUCUCUCUUUCUGUGUUUCUGUGUUUGUGUGUGUCUCCCUCCCUCUCUUCCUCUCCCUCUCCCCCUCUCCCUCCCCCCUCCCCCUCUUCAGUCUCUACCGCAUCCGUGUUCAUCAAGAUCUUUGUUUUCUCACAUCCUUGUCCCUCUAGAAGAAGAAAUAGCGGUCAGGGUAUGUGGUAGGUGUGAAUGCGUUGGCAACAUUCUCUCAGCUGCCCGAGAUCCUGGCGAGCUUCCUGAAGCACAAGGCUGUUGGCCUUCUCACCAGAGGUCAGCUAUGUAAGAACACCAGGCAUCCCAGGGAGAGAAAAUUGCCUGCCUUUAUCAGGAGUGACAGUUGAUUUUUCAUCCUGUUUUUGAAGUCCUGGGGUUUACUUGUAAAAAUAUGUCAUUUUUAACUAAAAUGUAUAUGCAGCAGCAGUUAACACAGCCUCAUGAAAUGGGAUGAAACUUGAUCUUGUUCCAUUAGGGGUUUAAAUCUAAAAAUCAGAUUUCAUCUUGCUAGCUUCCCGAAACGGGUGCAGAAAGGCACCCAAAACAUUUUGAGUUGGGCAUUUUAAAAUCAGUCUUUGUGUUUGUUCAGUCUAUUUUGUGGUGGAAUUUUUAUAUUCUACCUCAUAAUCUGUGGUGACUCUUAGCCGUUCUAGUGUGAUAGACUUGGCUGAGAGGCAUGGAGACUAUGGACCUCUUCUUCCUUCUUUUUUAAAUUGCCACAAGGGUUAUUGCUAGAGGGAGCUUGGUGCCAGCACUACGAAUCCACCACUCCUGGUGGCCAGUUUUUUCUUCUUUUCCUCCCUUUUGACUGGCUAAGACAGGGAGAAAUUGAGAGAGGAGGGGAAGAGAGAAAGAUAGACACCUGCAGACCUGCUUCACCACUUGUGAAGCGCGCGCGUACACACACACACACACACACACACACACACACACACACACACACACACACGGGAAGUGGGGUGUUAGAACCUGGGUCCUUGAAAACGGUAGUAAAUGUACUUGACAGGGUGUGCCACUGCCUGACCCCUGGGCCUCUUCAACACUUGAAAUGAGAAAAAAAAGAAGAAAGUCCAUGUUCACAAAGAUAUUUACAGAACCCACCUUUUAAGGGGUCCAGGGGGAGCAGUUGAUGGUGUUUUGGUUAGAAAGUCCUGCAUUUCACCAAGACUAGACACCCAAGAGAUUUCCGUGGGUUGUGCCUGAGUCUCGUGUGGGACUUGUGGGUUAUAUGGGACCCACACUGGGCAGGAGCAAGACUGAAGCAAGAGCGCAGGGGUGAGCAGGCUAACCGCUUCGGAGUAGUUAGUUCAGUUUGCUGUGGGGAGCGGAGGCGGGGUGGAUACUGCUGGUCUCUCCAGUGGGCUGUGUGCUUUACCUGUUACUGACUCAGUUGUUACAAGGAAAAACUCAUAGUUAGCAUUUUCCUGGAGAUUAUCGUACUCUCAAGAGUUCAUCAGGGAGGAGGAGAAUUCCACCAUACUGCAUCACAUACUACCAAGAACUUGUGUGUGUGUGUGUGUGUGUGUGUGUGUGUGUGUGUGUAGCCUUACAUAGUCUCUUAGGUUCUUGUAAUUUAAAAUUCGAAAUAGAAAAUAAUGUAAAAAAAAAAAAUCCUGGUUUACACGUGUAAAAUUUUAUACAAGCCAACGGAAUCCUUGAUUUCCUAUCCUACCUCAGUGUAUUCUCAACUGUUGGUCAGACCAGUCUGUGUAUGUGCAAAUGUCAAGUAGUGUUUCUGCUUUCAUUGCAGCUGUAAAUAACUGCUUUCAAAGGUUGCUUAUUUUAUGGUAAGACCUACUUGUCUCCAGAAUUUACAUAUGAUUUUUUUUAAGGUUUAAAUCUCUCUUUAUAUAAGCAGUUUAGCAUUAAGGGUUUAUUUUAAUGAUUCUGAUUACUGGCCAAGUAUAAUAUUUCUUGAAAUCUAGCAUUACUUUUAACAGCCAGCAUGUAAUACAAGUAACUACACUACCUCAUACCAGCGUGAUCUUCAAGUUGUAAUACAGAGGAACAGAGAGAGAAAAAGCCUUUGUCUUUUGGCCAUAGGUGGGGUGCUUUCUACAUAUCGCAUAGCUUUACACAUCAGUUCCUGUUUUAAUAUUCAACUUCUGAAGUUUUUUUUUUCCCCCUAAGGAAAUAGAUUUCAAGCUGAUCUUGCUGUUAAAGACUGCCGAAGACAAAUGACGGAUCAUGUGUGUACAGUGUAUGUCUUUCCCUUCAUGUGAAAGUUUGGGAAGAUGACUUGCAGCUUGUAUAUCACAUAUUUACAUGAUCAUUGUUCCUUAUUUUAUGAACUGGCCUUCUCAGUACUUGGUGAUUUUAAAAAGCUGUUGCCUCUAAUUCAGUAAAAUAACAGUACCUUAUUAUUUCUUCAUUAUUUAAAUCCUAUAGUUAUAGCAGGUGAUACAUUAAAUUGUUAUAUUCAGAGCAAAUACAGACAGAAAUCUUGGGUUUCCCCUGUAAAUUGUAUGGCAUCAUUUUCCGCAGCUUAAAGCCUAAGCAGUUUUAAAGAAGGAAUGAAAUACAGUUGACGCAGUAGACGACACUUGUGGACUUUCACCCACAGUAACAACUUGGAAAAAAAAAAAUCAAAUGGCAAUGUUGUUAUGAAUUCUCAGGUGAACUUGUUUUCUGUUAUUGAACAUCUAUUUUGAAUUUGUAAAUAUUUUAAAUGUUUUCUGAAGGCAUGUAAUAAACUAUUCUUUGAAACCUGUUGGGCAGAAUGAAAAUUUAAAGCCAUAAUGGUUUAAAAAAUGGCAUACUGAUUGUAAAAUAAACAAAUAGAACAUC